Messenger RNA from Malassezia restricta, 468 nucleotides. RefSeq lists its product as uncharacterized. Gene Ontology annotation, cellular component: cytoplasm. The record is from RefSeq and is a predicted model, not a curated record. The transcript has a single exon. Lineage: Eukaryota; Fungi; Basidiomycota; Malasseziomycetes; Malasseziales; Malasseziaceae. Gene Ontology annotation, molecular function: calcium ion binding. Bases 1 to 468 code for a protein of 155 amino acids.
AUGGUCUCGGACGGUUUCCGUGUGCAGGACGUCGACGACAUUGUGUACGAGGUCGACGCUGCGAUGAUCACGGUCCAGGACGGCGAGGUGGACAUUGGCGGCAAUCCGUCGGCGGAGGAGCAGCAGGAGGCGCUGGACAACGGUGCGGAGCAGGUGAUCAACAUUGUGCACUCGUUCCGUCUGCAGGCCACGUCGUUCGACAAGAAGAGCUACCUGACGUACCUGAAGGGCUACAUGAAGACGAUCAAGCAGAGCCUGCAGGAGACGAACCCUGACCGCGUGCCCGAGUUUGAGAAGAAGGCGGCCGAGUUUGCCAAGAAGGUGGUCGGCAAGUUCAACGACUGGGAGUUCUACACGGGUGAGUCGAUGAACCCCGACGGUAUGGUGGCCCUGCUCAACUACCGUGAGGACGGUGUGACGCCCUACUUUGUGUUCUGGAAGGACGGCCUGAAGGAGGAGAAGAUCUAA